Messenger RNA from Paraglomus occultum, 146 nucleotides. The record is from the annotation of a GenBank genome assembly. NCBI's taxonomy places the organism in Eukaryota, Fungi, Glomeromycota, Glomeromycetes, Paraglomerales, Paraglomeraceae.
CCGACAUUGGCAAUAUCGUCGGUGAAGAAGAAAUCUACGAAAUAGAUGAUGAAGAAAUGGCUGAAGUCAACCGACCAAAAGGUUCUAACUUCCACCAACGAGGACAUUACUUUAUUUUUUAUGAAGAUGGCACCACUGAACACUGA